AUGCGUGUAAAAAAAGGCAACAAACAAGAUAUUACAGCAAAGCACAAAGAACUGGCACAGACCAUCGCUUCAACAGAGCUUGCUGCAAAGAUGGGGCAAUUUGAUGCUCAUCAUGAGGAUAGUCCACUGUUCAAGUUCACUCGAGGGUACAUGGCAAUGGUUAUGGAGAUGAUGACGUUUAUCAGAGCCGUGCAGACAGGAGACGGGGAUCUCCAUUUAGAAGCCUACAGUUGUUUGUGAAGUACUUCUUUGCGCAAGACAUGCUAAACUACGCUCACAUGAUUCCUGUUUACUUGGCAGAGAUAGAGAUAGUAAAGGAGACCGAUCCUGAAAUCUAGCAGGAGUUCCAGAACGGUAACUGGGUGGUGAAGAACAACGCGAAGGUAGCAUUCUGUGCCGUUGGCGCCGACGGGCCUGAACACGUCAAAAGAUCAAUGAAAGUCUCAGGUGGAUUGAUUGCCAUCAGGCUGAACCCUACUGCACGCACGAAGUAUUUUUUGAUUGCACCUGGGUUAGCAAGGCUGGCAGAACAAGCCAAGCUGAUGGCAGGUACUUCAUCCAAGACUUAG
Messenger RNA from Porites lobata, 569 nucleotides. NCBI's taxonomy places the organism in Eukaryota, Metazoa, Cnidaria, Anthozoa, Scleractinia, Poritidae. The record is from the annotation of a GenBank genome assembly.